Messenger RNA from Eucalyptus grandis, 1438 nucleotides. RefSeq names its product G-type lectin S-receptor-like serine/threonine-protein kinase At4g27290. Gene Ontology annotation, biological process: recognition of pollen. The record is from RefSeq and is a predicted model, not a curated record. The transcript has 5 exons. NCBI's taxonomy places the organism in Eukaryota, Viridiplantae, Streptophyta, Magnoliopsida, Myrtales, Myrtaceae. Bases 1 to 1320 code for a protein of 439 amino acids.
AUGGCAGAGUCAUAUCCUGGAAGGUGUGAUUGUUCAAAGGUUCAAAGAAGAGAUGUUCAUGAAGAUUUUAGAAGUGUCAUUACCCGCAGACGGGACUAUAAUGCACAGCUUUUUCUUUUACAGGAAUGUUCAAUCAGCAUGGGAACAGCGAUCACUAGACAGGGAAGUCUCAUCCUUCUUGAUGGAAACGGGAGUGAAAUCUGGUCUUCCAACUCAUCAAUACCCUCACGUUAUCCAGUUGCUCAGCUUCUGGACUCAGGGAAUCUUGUUGUGAGAGACUUAGGCAAUACCGGUUCUGAUAAUUUCCUAUCGCAGAGUUUUGACUAUCCAACUGAUACUUUUCUGGCGGGGAUGAAGUUAGGGAGGAACAGAAUUACGGGCUUUGAUCGUUAUCUGACAUCUUGGAAGAGUGUAGAUGAUCCUUCUCCAGGUAAUUUCUCAUACCGACUUGACCCGAAUGGGUUUCCCCAGAUACUUCUGAAGCAGGGCUCCACUGUCAAGUCUAGGUUAGGACCGUGGAUUGGUGUCCGAAAUGAUGGAGUGCCUAAUUUGAACCCAAAUCUGAAGUACACAUAUGAAUUUGUUCUGACUGAGCAGAAGAUGUACUGCCACUACCAAUUCCUCAACAGGUCAGUGAUAUCCCGUUUGUACUUGAAUCCAGAUGGUGUUGUGCAGCGCUUCACAUGGGUCGACCAAACACAGAAUUGGGUUCUAUAUCUUGUUGGACCAUCAGAUGAUUGUGACCUUUACACAUAUUGUGGAGCCUAUGCUAGCUGCAACAUCAGUAUGUCCCCGGUGUGCAAAUGCUUGAAUGGAUUUUUACCAAAAGUCCAACAAAAUUGGAGUUCAUUGAACCGGAUUGGUUGUGUUAGGAUAAACGCUUUGGACUGUAAAAGAGACAUAUUCAGAAAGUAUUCUGGUUUGAAGUUGCCAGACACACGGAGCUCCUGGUUUGACAGGAGCAUGGAUCUUCAAGAAUGUGGAGAAAUUUGCAAAAGGAACUGUUCUUGUACGGGAUACUCUAAUCUAGAUCCUGAAGGUGGAGGAAAGGGAUGUUUGCUGUGGUUUGGGGACUUGACUGAUAUUAGAGAAUACGAUGAACGUGGGCAAGACAUCUAUGUUAGGAUGUUUGAUCUGGAUCCAGGUCACUCAAGCAAGAAGAAGGGGAAGCUGAUCUUAGGCUUGAUAUCUGGAACAUUGCUGCUAUUCCUAAGUCUCAGUCUGAUGGUGUAUGUUCAGAAAAAGAAGGCCGUGAUGAAGCACCUGCAAAUUAGACUUUCUAACUCAGUUUUCUCUGGUAAAUUUUUUAAUGAUGAUUAACUUUUCUCUGGUAAUGUGUAAACUGUUGCUCAAUGCUUUCUGCUAGCUUUCGAAUGGCUAUGAUGCAGGACAAUGAUACCUACGAAGUCCUUCACUAGAAUAUUACUGAUUUCAAACU